Messenger RNA from Closterium sp. Naga37s-1, 4659 nucleotides. Lineage: Eukaryota; Viridiplantae; Streptophyta; Zygnematophyceae; Desmidiales; Closteriaceae. The record is from the annotation of a GenBank genome assembly.
AUGCCGUUCCGGCCACUAGGAGCGCGUGUACGCUGCCACGUCACCGCGCAAGCACGCGCUUCCACCAACCAGCAGGGUUCAUCGCUCCAGCCCAGAUUCGGUGGCCGAACCUGCAGGCUUGGGGUAGCUCCGGCAGCUAUCGGUCCACAACCAAGGAGUUCUCUAGGUUUGGGGGAAACUGGUGCGCUGGGGGCGGGGAAUGGGGGAGGGGGGAGUUCCGCUGGGGGAGCUGCUUCCGCCUCAACCGCCACAACUUUAUCCGCUGCCCGUUCCCAGACCCCUGACCGGCCUCAGCCAUCCCUGGCCCGCCACGUGGCACGAAGCCUGCCCGUGGCGGUGUUGAGCGAGCUGGUGGCGGCAGCGGCUACAGCAGGAGGUACAGCCGCUACAGCCGCAGCCAAUAGCGGGCUGCCAGCUCACGCGGGGCAUCUGGCGAUUCCUGCUACAGCCGUGACGCCUGUAGCAGUGACGGCGCUAGCAGCUAUCUACGGAGCUUACCUGUCGGAUAACCUGCUGGGACGGCAGAAGCAGCCGCCAAAAACAGAGCCGUUGAUCAUCGAGUCAGUGGACGUCACAGAUUACCCCAUCUUCAGGCACCCAGAGGUGCUGCGGGCCGUUGAGUUCGCCAGGGACGCCCACUGGGACCAGUACCGCAAGACAGGAGAGCCGUACGUCAACCACUGCGUGCACACUGCUCGCAUCCUGGCUGCACUGGUGCCGCCUCAGGGAAAAAAGGCGGUGGAUGCUGUGGUGGCAGCAGUGCUGCAUGACAUUGUGGAUGACACGCCCUACGACAUUGCUGACGUGGAAAUGCUCUUUGGUGCUGACGUGGCACAGCUGGUGGAUGGCGUGUCUCGCCUCAGCCACAUCAACCAGCUGCUGCGCCGCCACCGCAGGGCUACGGCAGAGCAGAGAGCACAGGAGAACACAGGACUCAGUUCAGCAGACGUGGACAGCCUGCGAAUGAUGCUGCUGGGCAUGGUGAACGACCCACGAGUGGUGCUCAUUAAGCUAGCAGACAGGCUGCACAACAUGCGCACCAUCUACGCGCUCAAAGACAGCAAGGCGAGGGCCGUGGCUCAGGAGACGCUGUCUGUCUGGUGCUCCCUCGCCUCUCGCCUCGGUGUGUGGGCCGUGAAAGCAGAGCUAGAAGACCUCUGCUUCGCAGUGCUGGAGCCGUGCAUCUUCCGCCAGCUAAGGGGCGAGCUGGCCACCAUGUGGAGCUCCCCGGAAGACUGGCGGUCGCUGAGAGAGCGCCUGCGCCUCCGCCGCCGCCCUGCCCGCCCCCCCGCUGCUGCCGCUGCCGGGAGUGCUUCUGGGUCGGCAGAGAAAGGCGGCACCAAGAAGGGCACCACCAGCGGCGGCACUCAGAAAGGAAAAGGAAACAGCGGCACCGCGCAAGGGAACAGCGCCGCUCUAGCAAAAGGUGCCAAGAGCAAUGGUGUGCUUAUAGCGAACGAGUUCCUAUCCAUGGUGGCUGCAGCGGAGGGAGCAGUGCUGGACGCGGUGCCAGGUGGCAAGCUGCUACAGGGCGCGAGGGACGAGGAGGGGGAGGAGGGUGAAUCUGAGCCGUCGAUUCGGGAUCUGAUCGAAGCAGUUGUGCCGUUCGAUCUGCUGGCGGAUAGGAACAGACGGAGCAGGGCCGUGGCUUGGCCUGUUGCUGCUAGUAGAGCUGCUACUGGUGCUGGUGCUGGUGCUGGUGCUGGUGCUGGUGCUGGUGCUGGUGCUGGUGCUGCUACCACCGGAGGUGGAACAAGUGGUACUGAUGGUACAACCAGUGGUUCCAGUGGUGGGGGUAGUGGUGGUGUUGGUGCAAUUUUUGCUGCUAGUGGCACUACAAGUGGCAGUGCAAAUAGGGGGGCUACGAGGAGGAGAAGGACGGGGGUGAUGCGCGAUGCAGAGGUGGCUCUCACGGCUCUGCACGGCUGUGAGGAGGCACUGCAGCGAGAGCUGCUUAUCACCACCCCCUACGUGCCAGGGAUGGAGGUGGUCCUCUCCGGCCGCCUUAAGAGCAUGUACAGCUGCCACGCCAAGAUGCGGCGCAAGCGCGUGCCUCUCGACAAGAUCUACGACGCACGGGCGCUGCGGGUGGUGGUGGGGGAUGCUAACGGGACGCAGCACGAGGCGGCUGUAGAGGCGUGCUACAACCUGCUUAGUGUGGUGCACAGUCUCUGGACUCCCAUUGGUGGAGAGUUUGACGAUUACAUCCUCAACCCCAAGCCAAGUGGUUACCAGUCACUGCACACGGCUGUCAGAGGUCCGGACGGAGCACCUUUGGAAGUGCAAAUCCGCACUCAGUCCAUGCACGAGUAUGCAGAGUUCGGCCAUGCAGCUAACUGGCUGUACAAGGAGAGCGACACUCCUGGUACUUCCAUGCACGAGUAUGCAGAGUUCGGCCACGCGGCUCACUGGCUGUACAAGGAGAGGGACACAUUGUGUUCCAUGCACGAGUAUGCAGAGUUCGGCCAUAGGGCUCACUGGCUCUACAAGGGGAGGGACACUCCUGCCUCUGUCCAUGCACGAGUAUGCAAAGUUCGGCCAUGCGGCUCACUGGCUGUACAAGGAGAGUCCUUGUUUCCCCCCUCCCUCUCCUUCCCCUCAUUCUCCUCGGCCCCUUCCUUCUCCACCCCCCAGUCCAUGCACGAGUAUGCAGAAUUCGGGCAUGCAGCUCACUGGCUGUACAAGGUGAGUGAUACUCCUGACUCUGCCCCCUUCCCCAUACCUUUUCCGCUCCCUCCCUUUCCCCCCCUCCCUCCCCCCCAGUCCAUGCACGAGUAUGCAGAAUUCGGGCAUGCAGCGCACUGGCUCUACAAGGAGAGUGAUACUCCUGACUCUGCUCCCUCCACAGAACCUGAAUCGCCGUCCAAUGAGAACGCGCCACCUGUACAGUCAGGCAGCAAUCAGCAACAGCAGCAGCAGGGUGGUUCAACCUCCUCUUCCUCCUCCUCCUCUUCUCUCCUCUCCUCCUUCACCUCCUCUGUCUCCUCCAAAGUCUCCUCCUUCCUCUCCUCUCCUUCCCCUUCUGACCCUUCUGCUUCUGCUGGUGCUGCUUCUGAUGCUGCUGCUGCUUCUGGUGCCGCUGAAAGCAGUCGGGAGAGGAGGCGCGCAACAGGCAAGUUCCAGCCGUUUUCAGCCACGGAUUUCGAGAACCAGCCGUUUGAGGGAAUUGCCAGCAGCAGUAAUACUGGAAGUGGUUCCAAAGGGGGAACGAUGAGCAACAGGGGGAGAGAAAGUUCUAAGGGUGGGACACAGAGCAACAGGAGCAACAGUGGAAGCGGGGAGAUCGCUCGAGGGAGUUCUAAGGGAGGGACGCAGGGCAAAAGGAGCCUGCAGGGGAGGGAGGCUGGUAGCAGCAGAGCGACCAGUAGCAGCAGUUGGCACACAGACGCUGCGGCAGUGGCAGUGGGGUCUGGUGGUUUGGAAGGGGAGUCUUUCGAGGCGCCUCAAGGGUCAGAUGCUGCAGCAGUGGGAGUGGGGUCUGGUGGUUUGGAAGGGGAGAGGGAGAAGCAGCAGCAGCAGCAGCAGCAGCAGCAGGAGGAAGAGGUGCGUAGAGGUUAUAUUCAGCAGAGCCAAUCCAAUGCUGAUUCUUUUGCUCCAGGUGUUGCCUUAGAAGCAGCAGAACCAGCAGCAUCAGCGUCAGCAGCAGCAGCAGCAGCAGCAGCUUUCGCAUCCUUAUUACCCCAUACAGACGUUAUCACUUCGUCCGAACCAGACCAAACCACGAAAACACUCCGAAGCAGCACAGUCUCGGAUGCUCAGGCUCAGCCCGAGCCUGCCGCAGCCCCGGUGGUGGAUGCAGGUGUGGUACCCAUGGCAACAGUAUCCCAGGCUACAGCUAUUUUGUCUGAUGUGGGGGAGGUAGAUCAGGUGGAGGGUGAUCUAGAAGAGGAGGGAGAGGGGAAGGCGGCAGGGGGUGUUCAGGAAAAGCCAGUUUCUCGGCUUGCUAACAAUACUGCUGCUGCUGCUGCUGCUGCUGCUGCUGCUGCUGGUGCUGAUGCCACUACUAGCAUGGGUGGAGACAGUAACAUGGCCAACGAUGGCGUUAGCAGCUCGAAUGGUGGUGGCAGGGGAGUUGAGGGGAAGGAGGCGCCACUCUCGUCUGCUGCACGAAUCAACAACAAGGUCCGGCUUCUCCGGUCCAUGCUGCAAUGGGAGAGGGAGGUUCGGCACGAGGCAGCACCGGAUGGCACCCUGGCUGGUCUGGGAAUAGAUAGCAGCGGUAGCAGCAGCAGCAGCUUUGGCAGCAGUGGUGGUGGCAGCAGCGGCAGUGGCAGCAGUGGAGGGGAGGGAGAUGAGAUGGGAGGGGAAGGGGAGGGAACAGGACAAGACGGCCUAGUGGACGCUGUUGCUCUCAGUGAAGUACUCGUUAUAAGCUGGCCUGGGGGUGAGAUAGUGCGCAUGCCUGCAGGAAGUCUGGCAGGGGACUUUGCUCGCCUGCGAGCCAAGGCAGCCACGGGGGAUGCAGCAGCAGCAGCCGCUGUCAUCUCAUCCGACGGGCUGCGCCUCUCCCUCUCCCCCACCACCGCCACUCCCUCUGCCUCGGGCUCUAGAGCGGUUAGUGCAGAGGAGUCCAUCUUUGUCAACGGGAAGGCAGUGGAUCCCAGCACGCGGCUCAGGGAUGGGGAUCUGGUGGAGGUGCGCUGUGAGGGGGAGCUGUAG